Bacillus rossius redtenbacheri is the source of this 5274-nucleotide messenger RNA. RefSeq names its product GTPase-activating protein skywalker (gene sky). Gene Ontology annotation, cellular component: nucleus. The record is from RefSeq and is a predicted model, not a curated record. NCBI's taxonomy places the organism in Eukaryota, Metazoa, Arthropoda, Insecta, Phasmatodea, Bacillidae. The transcript has 13 exons. Gene Ontology annotation, biological process: response to oxidative stress. Bases 411 to 2237 code for a protein of 608 amino acids.
UAACAGGAAGUAUAUUGAAAACUCUAUGGCGUAAACAAUGGCAGACAUGCACUUGGCAUAGUUACCAAUCAGUGAAUAUUAAUAUAUUUGACUAUUUGAGAGAGUAUUUUGUGAUAUGGUAUUUGUAAGAUUGUACUUUGUGUUUUUUGUUGUUACUGAUUUGAGUUUAAAGAAUCUGUCAUAAUUUUACGGUAACUUUGCAAACGGUGUUUAGGGGCGUAGAGGUGUUGAACAAGUAGUGUCCUUAGUCAAAAAUGGCAAGGAACUCAGUGUGGUGUCUGGCAGACUGUUCCCGUGAGGAUCUCAAUGACGCGCUCACGAAACAGUUGGAGGAUGAUAAUAGAGUCUCAGGGCAAGGUGCUGUGAGAAUGGUUCACGACCAGACGUGAGCGGUGCGGCGGCGCGCGGCGAUGCCAGACAUGUUGGCCGCCCUGGAGGAAGAGGCGGACGUGUACGAAGUGUUCCCGCCGCACGUGGACACCACCGGCAUCUCGGUGACGGCGGACAGCCCCGCCAAGCGCUCCCCCCCCAGGCCCCUGGGCGAGGUGCUGGCACUGGCGCAGGCGGGCCGCGGGAAGGAGCUGAAGCAGGCGGUGCGCGAGAACGCGUGGCCCAUCAACAGCACGGUGCGCUCGCAGCUGUGGCCUGUGCUGUGCCGGCAGCACGCCCACGACAAGAACCUGCAGGAGGGCUUCUACUGGGACAUGGUCAACCAGCUGUUCGGCACCACCGAGAUUUCUGACAAGCCAAUUAUGUUGCCGCCAUUUGUGGAGCAGAGUCACUGCAUAGGCUAUCACCUUACUCGUAAAGGCCGUAACAUAGCAGACCGCGUGAUGAGUGUGUUGGGUUAUGCAUGCCCAGACAUCACGUACAGCCCUGCGCUCUACCCUAUCACUGCAAUCUUGCUGCACUUCAUGACAGAGGAAGAAUGCUACAACAGCAUGGCCUGUCUGAUAGCAUGCAAAGACAAGGUUUUCAUAACACAAACCAAACAGUUGCACGAGGUGACCUGGCGAACAGUCAUGUUGAUUGCCAAGAAGCACAUUAAAUCUGCAGCGGCACAUCUGACGAGGCACUGCAAAGAAUCGCGUGCUGACAGAAUAUACAGCGACUGGCUGUGGUGGAUUCUUAAAGGCCUGCCCUUCAACCACUUGGUACGUGUUAUGGAUUGCUUCCUGAAUGAGGGAAUAAAAGUUUUCUACAGAGUGUCUAUGGCUAUCCUGCUGCUUUUCCAUAAACACUCCACCCAGCAGAACUCAGAGUGGAUGAAUGAAAUCACAGCCAAUGGGAUUGAUUCAGCUCUUCUAAAAUUUUGUAAGCAGAUGCCGAUGCCUGUUCAAGAUGCUGAAGAUUCUCUGGUGAUAUGCGGGAGUUUUAAACAGAUGCAACAAACAUCUCAGGUGUCGCCGAGCAAGCUGCUCCGGACAGCGUUCAGCAUCCGCGCGCUCAGCUCGGCGUACAUCCAGCGGGUGUUCCUCAAGACGGAGAUGAUGGUGAAGAGCAAGCAGGUGGUAAGUGGGUCGCGCCAGCUCGUCAGGUCUAGAUCCACGGACAACCUGCCCACCAGCCAGUCGCAGGUCAACAUACAGAUGAUGUCACGCACCCUCACCAUCAGGGAGGGCUCUCGCUCUCCUGGCCCGCGUGUCCCCUCCAUGGGGGCUUUCCCCAUUCAUAACAUCAGGUCACAGGUCCUAGACCAGCAGGAACUGCUGGCGCUGUGGUCGUGGCUGCCCGUGAGGAUCACCAUGUACCAGCCCAUCCUGCUGUACACCACGGAGGAGCACGGCUGCAGUCUCACCACCUUCUACCUGCGUGUCGAAAUGUACGAGCCCACGCUGCUCAUGAUCAAGACCUGUUCCGGGGAGGUUUUUGGGGCGUACUGCUCAUCCCGGUGGUAUGAGCGGAACACGAAAGACGAGCACGGGAACAGGCAGGCGUAUUUCGGCACAGGCGAGACCUUCCUGUUCAGCCUGUACCCAGAGCGGGCCAAGUACCCGUGGGUGGGCAUCGACAGCUCCCAGGAGGACCCCAGCCUGAAGCACGCUGCGGAGCUCUUCAUGGCCGCCGAUUCCAAGAUGAUUACCAUCGGAGGAGGAGAUGGCCAGGCAAUUUGGAUGGACGAGAACAUAAGGUUUGGCAAGACUGACCGCUGCCUGACCUUCAACAACCCUCCCCUCUGCAACAACGGUGAUUUUGAGAUCCGGGUCCUGGAAGUGUACGGCUUUGCUGGGGCCUGAAUCGUGGCAUAUCAGCAACAUUACUUUAGUGUGCGUGGACUGUGAGGUACUCAGGUACUGGUUAUUUUGCUGUAAGUGUAGUUGUAUUCAUCCAUUGUUUUCUAGAAAUUUUAUUCCAUGAUUGUUGUUGUUGUAGCAUGCAUAUCAAGUGUUAAAUAUUUAAAAGAACAUUAACACACCUGUACUGUAGUAUGAGUGUUGUUUGACAACACUGUUGUAUCCUGUAGUCGGGAGUUUGUGAUACAACUGUAUUUUCCAAUAACUGAAAACAUUGGAUUGUUGUACUAUGUGCUGUAUAUUAUAAGGUUAAUGGAUUGAUGCUAACUAGAAGAGAAAAUCAAUAACGAGAAUUAGUAGUUUUACUUCAGUACGCAAGUUGGAUUUUUAUUCUCGUCUUGUGUAUUAGCGUUUUGUACAGCUAAUUAUUGAGUAUUAAAAAUUGUUAAAGGUGUAAGAAUCAACAAAGGGAUAAGGAACAUUACUGUUUUUUUUUUUUUACUAAUUUUUUUUGUUAAUUUCAUCAGCUUUAAUUUCUAAAUUCUUUGCAUGUUAAAUACGAAUACAGUAUUUAUUAACCUGAGUGGUUCAGCUUGAUAUUUUACUGUCCAAGUUGUUGUCACAUUGUUCCAUGACUUGAGCAUCACAUAUAUAUAAAAGUGAACAUUGCAUAAUUUUUCAUUUAAUCAAUCUUUUCUUAUAAAUAGAAUGUUCAUAAAAUAUUUGAUUUUCUGUGUUGUGGGUUAAAACACACUGUGCAUUUCAAUAUAAUAAUCCUGUCACUAGGGUUUUCAGAAAAGUUUUGUUUUGUAUUGAAUACUCUGUAUAAAGUACCAUUUCUUGGUACACUUAUCAAAUAAAUAAUGUUUAUUUUAGACUCCCAAGAAACAUUUUGGUUUUUCCAUCAGCACAGUCAUUGACGUAUGUCAUAAGGUGAUUAACGUUGGUGAGUGGUUAGCUUGUAGUGCAUGAAUGAACUGUGCUUUGAAAAAUGCUUCUAUCAUUUUUCAGACUUGCCAGUACAGAGCUGGGAUUGGUCUGGCUAAUUUAACUCGCUGCUGGGUUAUUGUGGUAAACUACAUGCCUGGGUAUGUUUACAGUCUGAUGUUGUGUAACUAAGUAUAUUUGUUGCAGAUAAUGACAAAAUGUCACAGCAGCUUGAUCAUCAGAAUUGGCUAUAGUUUCUGCAUUCACUUAAUUUUAUUUAAGUUUUUACUUUGUGUUCAUUGCCCUUGCCUGGAGAAUUAUGAGCCAGUGUUUUUACUUUUGGUAAAAUUUUACUCACUAAAUGAAAGAAAAAUUUAGUUUAAGCACCCACAACAUUCAAAUUAUUAUAAAUUGCAUGUUUAAUUUUUCACAAGUGUCUCAAUGUUGUUUUAUUGAAAAUAUUUAGUUUACUUUCAAAGAUAACCUGCAUGUGAUGCUAAAAUUUUACUCAUCUGACAUAGCUAAUAUACAUAUUUUGUUUCUUAUUUAUGUUAAGGAUUAUGUUAUGUUGUUUAUUAUUGUGAAUUAUAUUAACACUUGUGUGAGUUAUGGUGUUAUAUUUUCUGCAAACAUGGAUUAUUUUGAAAAAUAUGCAGUUUUAAAUUUUAUGCACUUCUUUCAAGACCUAAUGUUUAGUUUAAGGAAUGGUAUGACAAGGAAAAAAGUGUUUAGUAAAUGUGAUUGUGUUGUACCAUUUUAUGCAUAUUUCCAUUUGUUGUUGAGACUCAGUUACUCGUACAAACAUCGAUUUUAUAUUUUGACUGGUUAAGUAGGGAUAAGGAUAGGUAUGUCUCUAGGUGCAUGUGUAUGUGUAUUCAUGUUUAACAUACAUAUGUGUAGAGUUUAAACAAACUGAGCUUUAAUAGAAAUGCCAGAAAUUUAUUGUUGUAACAUACAACACAUGGGCCUAAAUGCAAUGGGUCAGUUUCAAUAUGAUGUUUGUUUUGAAUUACUUUGUUUUUAAUCAAAUUAUUUAUAUACUAAAUGCUUAAAUUCUGCAUGCAAAAUAUUAAAUAUUUUUAUUUGGCCACCUACGUUAUGCAAUACAUAGUUUUUAAUGACAUUUCUUGUUUUGCACAUUGCCACCCAUUCUGAAUGCUGUGCAUAUUUAUUUGUAGCAGCUAUUUGUAUGUGCUGUGUACAUUUUGUGUCUAGUCUAACGAAUCCUUGUCAUUUCUGUUGGCUUGUGUUCAUCCUACUCUGAAUUCCACUUUAUUUUUGACGUGUGUAAACUCUAUGAAAAAUACUGUACCAGUAAUGUUAGACUUUGUGUGUUGUAGUAUUUGUAUUGAAUUCUGGUAUUUGUGAUACUGUGUAGUGUGUAAUGUUAGGUCAUGUGCAUUUUGCCAAGUGCCAUGUGAAUAGUGCUUUAAUAAAUCACUCUAGUACUGCCAAAUCAUACACACAAUUCGGAAUGUAAUUCCAGUUGCAGUUUGUGUGUGUGUUUUUUUUCUUUAAUAUCCUGUGAUUAGUUAUCAUAAAAUUAGUUGUUAUUUUGUUAAUACUAUGUUGUAUAAUAUGAAUCUAGAGCUGUAAAAUAAGUGUUUAAUUUUUUCCAUUAGAUAUAUUUUUCUAAGGAAGGCACAUUUAUUAAUAAAUUAUUGUAAUGGUUAAACCAUUGAUUUACUGUGUAUUAUAAUUGUUAUGUAAUAAUUAAAGGAAAAACUAGUUUCUCUGCUGAAUUAUGUAUAUAUUUUGUUGAAAUUGUAUAUUUUAUUUUUACUCAUUCAUGUACAGUGACAAAAUAUUGUCAAUGAUGUAUCACGUAACGUAGUGACACGGAGCUAGUAGUUACCACAACUGUAACCAUUUGUACUGACUGUAUAAAAUUUUAAUAAAUGUUAUCUGUAAUUUCAACGUAUUCAGCGCUGUAAAUCUGAUUUAUAGACCAGUAAUUACUAUUACAACUGUUUAGUGACCUGCUUGUAUAAAUGAAUUAUGUCAUCAUCUUGCUAAUAAUUUUUGUGUGAUGAGAAUUGUAAAUGUUUUAAGUUUAUGGAUAAAUAAACAGCAGCACGAGUCACUUUUGACUUGAUCUGCAAUACGUACCCUA